Sungouiella intermedia is the source of this 759-nucleotide messenger RNA. The record is from the annotation of a GenBank genome assembly. NCBI's taxonomy places the organism in Eukaryota, Fungi, Ascomycota, Pichiomycetes, Serinales, Metschnikowiaceae.
AUGACCACCUCCUACAUUGUUACAGGAGCCAAUAGAGGCAUUGGCUUUGAGUUGGUGAAGAAGCUUUCUGAGAAUGUUGACAAUGUCGUUGUUGCAACCUCUCGCUCUUUAGAGCGUGCCGAAGCACUCCGGAAUUUGAACAAGCAGAACAUCGAAAUCAUUCAAUUAGAUGUUACUGAUUCUGUGGAUGAGUUGAAAGCGGCACUCGCUAAACUGAAGUUUUUGGCCAAAUACGGCGUUGAUGUCUUCAUCCAGAAUGCUGGAAUUGGAUUUUUACCAAAGGUGCCUGAUUACACCAUCGAUCAGCCCAUUGAGUCGUACACCAAAUUUUUUGAAGGCAACACUUUGUCCUCCGUGAAAUUUUAUCAGGCCAUUUACCCAUAUUGGUUGAAAGAACACGCCGGUGUAACUAAGAAGGGUGUGUACGUUUCUUCAGUUGCAGGAACCAUUGGAGACCUUGCUUAUACCACUUUUGCCUAUGGAUUGUCAAAGGCUGCUUUGAAUUUCCAUGCAAAGCACACUUCCUUUGAACACUCCAAUAGUGAAAACCCCACUUUGAAAAGCUCAAUUACUGUUGCCAUCCACCCUGGUCUAGUCCUUACUGACAUGGGAACUCCGGGAGCCAAAGCAUACAAUCUCGAGUCGAUUGCUAUAACUCCCGAACAGAGUGGAGAGAGCGUGGUCAAAUUGAUCGAGGGCUUGAAAAGUGAGGAUAAUGGCGAGUUCUUAAACUAUGACGGCACCAAGCUUAACUAUUAA